This is a messenger RNA of Podospora bellae-mahoneyi, 765 nucleotides long. RefSeq lists its product as uncharacterized. Bases 1 to 765 code for a protein of 254 amino acids. Lineage: Eukaryota; Fungi; Ascomycota; Sordariomycetes; Sordariales; Podosporaceae. The record is from RefSeq and is a predicted model, not a curated record. The transcript is spliced from 2 exons.
AUGAAGACUAGAGCAUGCAAAGAGGAUGCGGCCACUGUGACACAACAUCAUGCCCCCGAGACGGCCACCGAAGGGCCCCACAUCCGACAGCUGAAGUCCGACUCUCGGGAGCCCGAGUGGUGCCGUCGUGGAGCGGUGAGGGUGGUCUGCUACUUUUCGUGGAAAUGCCUGCCUGCUUUUCUCCCUGCGCUUCCUGCGACUUCCUGGCCGCCCUAUGCGUCUUUCCACCGGUCAAGUCGGCAUGUCGCAGCUCAAUCACCUGAAUUUCUCCUAGCGGAUGCAACCUGUCAAAACCUCCUUACCUCAGCUCUGCAACACUCACGACACCACGGCGCAUAUUCCGCUCCUGGAAUGGAAGAAGCAAAGAGUGGAUGGACAUUUGGGGACUUACGGAGGCGCCUCCGAUGGGCGCGGGGCGUGCCAAGCCAGAUGUGUGGCUUGCAGAGAGCCGAUUGGCGAAUCCUCGGCCGUCUGGGCAAGAAUUCGCAGAAGCAAUUCCGAACAUCUUCCCGUCUUGGCAGAUGCUUACCAACCUUGGCAUCGAGACGAUCUGUCUCCUCUUUUGACCUCUGCCAAGUCAGACACGUGGGCAAGGUCGCAGGGAGGCAGUCCUACCGGGCACUUGCCUCAUGGCCAUGUCUUCCGCCGGAAACAAAGGCAGAGUCUCGCAUUAGUCUGCCCAUUGUUGCUCAUCGACAAUCUCCCGGCAAGCCCACGUCCACGAGGAGGGGUGCUGGUUGCGCUCUGAUGGUUGGACAGGUGUAG